This is a messenger RNA of Gekko japonicus, 2565 nucleotides long. It is a transcript of the gene MAT2A, whose product is annotated as methionine adenosyltransferase II, alpha. Bases 135 to 1310 code for a protein of 391 amino acids. NCBI's taxonomy places the organism in Eukaryota, Metazoa, Chordata, Lepidosauria, Squamata, Gekkonidae. Gene Ontology annotation, cellular component: cytosol; methionine adenosyltransferase complex. The transcript is spliced from 9 exons. Gene Ontology annotation, biological process: S-adenosylmethionine biosynthetic process. The record is from RefSeq and is a predicted model, not a curated record. Gene Ontology annotation, molecular function: ATP binding; methionine adenosyltransferase activity.
UUUGGGGAAAAGGGACUCCGGGACGUCCGCUGCGCUCGUUUGUGUAGUUGCAUUUCCCUCAGCUAUUUUCUGUUCUUGUGUCCGUGUUUCGUUUUUGUUGCCUUCCCCCCUUUUUUCAGCUUCUUAGUAUCGCCAUGAACGGAUUUCGCGACAGCAGAAUCGAGGAGGGGACCUUCCUUUUCACCUCAGAAUCGGUGGGGGAGGGGCACCCAGAUAAGAUUUGUGACCAAAUUAGUGAUGCUGUCCUUGAUGCACAUCUUAGACAAGAUCCAGAUGCCAAAGUAGCAUGUGAAGCUGCUGCUAAGACUGGAAUGAUUCUUUUGGCUGGCGAAAUAACAUCCAGAGCUGCGGUUGACUAUCAGAAAAUUGUUCGUGAAACAAUCAAGCACAUUGGGUAUGAUGAUUCCUCAAAAGGUUUUGACUACAAGACAUGUAAUGUCUUGGUUGCUCUGGAGCAACAGUCCCCUGAUAUCGCUCAGGGAGUUCAUCUGGACAGAAAUGAAGAAGACAUUGGUGCUGGAGAUCAGGGCUUGAUGUUUGGGUAUGCUACUGAUGAGACUGAAGAGUGCAUGCCCUUGACACUUAUCAUGGCACACAAGCUGAAUGCUAAACUGGCAGAACUCCGUCGUAAUGGUACUUUGCCCUGGCUGCGACCAGAUUCGAAAACUCAGGUGACCGUGCAGUACAGGCAGGAUCGAGGUGCUGUCAUCCCCAUUAGAGUCCAUACGAUUGUUAUCUCUGUUCAGCAUGAUGAUAAAAUUUGUCUGGAUGAAAUGCGAGAUGCCCUGAAAGAGAAAGUGGUCAAAGCUGUUGUGCCUGCAAAAUAUCUGGAUGAUAGCACAGUCUAUCACCUGCAGCCUAGUGGUCGUUUUGUAAUUGGUGGACCCCAGGGUGAUGCUGGCUUGACUGGCCGGAAGAUAAUUGUUGACACCUAUGGUGGCUGGGGAGCUCAUGGAGGUGGUGCUUUCUCUGGUAAAGACUACACAAAGGUCGACCGUUCAGCUUCUUACGCUGCUCGCUGGGUAGCAAAAUCCCUUGUAAUGUCUGGUCUGUGUCGGAGAGUACUUGUCCAGGUUUCCUAUGCCAUUGGUGUGGCCGACCCAUUAUCUGUCUCUAUUUUCCAUUAUGGCACUUCCCAAAAGAGUGAGCAUGAGCUGCUAGAAAUUGUGAAGAAGAACUUUGACCUCCGCCCAGGGGUCAUUGUCAGGGAUCUGGAUCUGAAGAAGCCUAUUUAUCAGAAGACUGCAGCCUAUGGCCACUUUGGUAGGGACAGCUUCCCAUGGGAAGUACCCAAAAAACUUAAAUACUGAAUAUGUUGGGCUUCUUUCCCCAGACCUGUUGGUGUAAUUACAGAGAAACUUUCAGACUCUGUGGGAAAGAGCCCCCUUCCCUAAACUGGUCCUGUCCUUCUUUGCUCUUAACUUGGUGCACACUGUCCAUUGCCAGGCAUAGUAAUUCCUAUGGGGACCACAAAAUUGCACUGUGCUUUUUUCUCUUGACAUGCAAGUAGAGCCAGCUGAACAUAGGAGCUGUCAAUGUAAUGUAGAGAGGAACAGGCUGUAAUCGACAGUGCUUCAGUCUAACCUUUGUGUUCUCCCAAAGCCUAACAGGACUCCUUUCCUUGAAACAGUGAAAAAGAAACUUCCGCUGUAACAUGCACAGUCUGUGGUUCCACAUAGUCUCUGUCCAAAUACAUAGACCAGCAUGAUGCAAUGACUUGGCUCCACUGAGAAUGUAAAGCCCACUUUCCUCCAGCUAAGUAGUUCUCAUGUGAGCCAUCUUCUUACCAGAUUGCCUUGCAUGCAGCACAAGUUCCGUCUGGAGCUCCAAUCUGGUGUGGUUUUUAUAUGGAGGUAGAUCUGGUUUGACAACCCAUGGUGUAUUAUGCUCUUAAUUUAAGUCAGCACCAUAUUUUAAUCAUUUCCUACUCUGUCUUCUUGGAGGAUGUACGUAAUAAGGUUUUUAAGAGAUCCUAUGCAUGGUUUUAGCACUAGCCAAACCUCACCAACUUUUAUCAGAACAGGCACUUGGCCAACCUUGUGAUGUAUUACAGAGAAAUCACAGGUCUGUAUCCAAGGUCUGUAGGCUGCAUACUUUGGCGCCUGGAAUUUUUUUUCUUCAGAAAAGCCAAGGAAUCCAUGUUGCACAAAACUCCCAGGGUUUAAGUUUUCAAAGUCAGGUCCAAAUUGCAUUCUGAAGUUACUGGUGUAGCUACAGAGAAACCAGCUUCCUUCAGAACACAAGUGCAUUUGGAAAGGAAGCGGGGAGAAACCCUACAUACUUGAAAUUUUUUUAUAAUUGCUUAUUUAUUGUGUUUGGGACAGGGUGUGAGUACAGAGAAGCCCUUGUCUCAAAUGGCAGCUUUUAAACGUUCUUUUUUGACACCACAAAUUCCUUGAGUUUCCAGUAUUCCCUGCUAGGCCAAGGUGUCCUACAGAAAAGCCUUGGGUCACAACCUACAGGGGGUCUGGCUUGUGUAAAACGGGAGGGCAGUGCUAAGGUGGCUGACCUUGGGAGGGCUAAUUUGGCUGGUGUUGUACAGAGAAGCUAGCUUGUUUACCUGCC